AUGCCCGCCCGCGCCCCGCCGCGCCGCCCGCGGCCGCCGCCGCCUCUGCCGCUUUCGCUGCUGCUGCUGCUGCUGCUGGGCCUGGGCGCCCGCCGCCUGCGCGCCGAGCCCGGCGACGGGGCGCAGACCUGGGCCCGCUUCGCGCAGCCUCCGGCCCCCGAGGCCGCCGGCCUCCUCCACGACACCUUCCCCGACGGCUUCCUCUGGGCCGUGGGCAGCGCCGCCUACCAGACGGAGGGCGGCUGGCGGCAGCACGGCAAGGGUGCGUCCAUCUGGGACACGUUCACCCACCACCCCCCGGCGCCCCCCGGCGCCCCCCCGGUAGCCCGCCCGCCGUCGGGCGCCCCGUCGCCGUCCCCGCCCGCUACCGGGGACGUGGCCAGCGACGGCUACAACAACGUCUUCCGCGACACGGAGGGGCUGCGCGAGCUCGGGGUCACCCACUACCGCUUCUCCAUCUCGUGGGCGCGGGUGCUCCCCAAUGGCAGCGCGGGCGCCCCCAACCGCGAGGGGCUGCGCUACUACCGGCGCCUGCUGGAGCGGCUGCGGGAGCUGGGCGUGCAGCCCGUGGUCACCCUGUACCACUGGGACCUGCCCCAGCGCCUGCAGGACGCCUACGGCGGCUGGGCCAAUCGCGCCCUGGCCGACCACUUCAGGGAUUACGCCGAGCUCUGCUUCCGCCACUUCGGCGGCCAGGUCAAGUACUGGAUCACCAUCGACAACCCCUACGUGGUGGCCUGGCACGGCUAUGCCACCGGGCGCCUGGCCCCUGGCGUGCGGGGCAGCGCGCGGCUCGGGUACCUGGUGGCGCACAACCUCCUCCUGGCUCAUGCCAAAAUCUGGCAUCUCUACAAUACUUCUUUCCGUCCAACUCAGGGAGGCCAGGUCUCCAUCGCCCUAAGCUCCCACUGGAUCAAUCCUCGAAGAAUGACCGACCACAGCAUCAAAGAAUGUCAAAAGUCUCUUGACUUUGUACUAGGCUGGUUUGCCAAACCCAUAUUUAUUGAUGGUGACUAUCCUGAGAGCAUGAAGAAUAAUCUUUCACGUCUUCUGCCUGAUUUUACUGAAGCUGAGAAAAAGUUCAUUAAGGGAACAGCUGACUUUUUUGCUCUUUCUUUUGGACCAACCUUGAGUUUUCAACUAUUGGACCCCCACAUGAAGUUCCGCCAGUUAGAAUCUCCCAGCCUGAGGCAACUCCUUUCUUGGAUUGACCUUGAAUAUAACCACCCUCAAAUAUUUAUUGUGGAAAAUGGUUGGUUUGUCUCAGGGACCACCAAGAGAGAUGACGCCAAAUAUAUGUAUUACCUCAAAAAAUUCGUAAUGGAAACCUUAAAAGCCAUUAGGCUGGAUGGGGUGGACGUCAUUGGGUACACGGCCUGGUCCCUUAUGGAUGGCUUCGAAUGGCACAGAGGUUACAGCAUCAGGCGUGGACUCUUCUAUGUUGACUUUCUAAGCCAGGAUAAGAAACUGUUGCCGAAAUCUUCAGCCUUGUUCUACCAAAAGCUGAUAGAGAAAAAUGGCUUCCCUCCUUUACCUGAAAAUCAACCUCUAGAAGGGACAUUUCCCUGUGACUUUGCUUGGGGAAUUGUUGACAACUACAUUCAAGUGGACACCACUCUGUCUCAGUUUACCGACCCGAACGUUUACCUGUGGGACGUCCACCACAGUAAGAGGCUAAUUAAGGUGGACGGGGUUGUGACCAAGAAGCGGAAGUCCUACUGCGUGGACUUUGCUGCCAUCCGGCCCCAGAUAGCCUUACUCCAGGAGAUGCACGUUUCCCACUUUCACUUCUCCCUGGACUGGGCCCUGAUCCUGCCGCUGGGCAACCAGUCCCAGGUGAACCACACGGUCCUCGACUACUACCGCUGCGUGGUCAGUGAGCUCGUGCGCGCCAACAUCACCCCGGUGGUGGCGCUCUGGCGACCCGCGGCCCCGCACCAAGGGCUGCCGCGGCCCCUGGCCAAGCACGGAGCCUGGGAGAACCCCCACACCGCCUCGGCUUUUGCAGAGUACGCCCGGCUGUGCUUCAAGGAUCUCGGCCACCACGUCAAGUUCUGGAUCACGAUGGGCGAGCCGUACACACGGAACAUGACCUACAGCGCGGGGCACAAUCUUCUGAAGGCUCACGCGUUGGCCUGGCGCGUGUACGAUGAAAACUUUCGGGGCUCUCAGAAGGGGAAAAUAUCCAUAGCCCUGCAGGCCGACUGGAUAGAGCCGGCCUGCCCUUUCUCCCAAAAGGACAAAGAAGUGGCAGAGAGAGUUUUGGAAUUUGACAUUGGCUGGCUGGCCGAGCCCAUUUUCGGCUCUGGGGAUUACCCGCGUGUGAUGAGGGACUGGCUCACGCAGAGAAACAAUUUCCUUCUACCUUAUUUCACUGAGGAUGAAAAAAAGCUAAUCCGGGGUUCCUUCGACUUUCUGGCCGUAAGCCAUUACACCACCAUCCUCGUCGACUGGGAAAAAGAAGAUCCAAUGAAAUACAACGAUUACCUGGAGGUGCAGGAAAUGACCGACAUCACGUGGCUCAACUCCCCCAGUCAGGUGGCAGUAGUGCCCUGGGGCUUACGCAAAAUUCUCAACUGGCUGAAGUUGAAGUAUGGAGACCUCCCCAUGUAUAUAAUAUCCAACGGCAUAGACGAUGAUCCGCAGGCAGCCCAAGACAAGCUGAGGGUGUAUUACAUGCAAAAUUAUGUAAAUGAAGCUCUGAAAGCCUACAUAUUGGAUGGUGUCAAUCUUUGUGGAUACUUUGCUUAUUCAUUCAAUGAUCGCACAGCUCCAAAGUUUGGCUUCUAUCAUUACGCUGCAAAUCAGUUUGAGCCCAAACCGUCCAUGAAACAUUAUCGGAAAAUGAUUGACAGCAAUGGCUUCUCGGGUCCUGAAACUCUGGGGAGAUUUUGUCCAGAAGAAUUCACCCUGUGCACCGAAUGCGGCUUUUUUCACACCCGCAAAUCUUUACUGGCUUUCAUAGCUUUCCUACUUUUUGCUUUUAUUAUUUCUCUUUCUCUGAUUUUUUACUACUCUAAGAAAGGCAAAAGAAGUUACAAGUAGUCCUGACCUUUUUCCUAUUCAUUUACUUUGAAAUGAUUAUGCACACACAUCAGCUGUUCACCAUUUGCACUUCUCAGUGUCGUAAGACUGGAUUUCACUUAUCUGACUUCUAGAAAAAAAAUCUGUGGCGUAUGACAGAGGUAUGGAAGUGAGCAUAGGUGAUUGUAAAAUACUGAAUAAUGUGAAUAGUGCCUGGAUUUGUUCUUUCUUGGAGGAUGAUCAAAGACGGUUAGGGGCCAUCAUCUCUGCAACACAUUCUGUAACAAAUGUAUGGGAAGUGGGACCCAUUCUGGAACAUUUUUAUAGAAAUUGAAUAGCAAGAUCAGUGCCCGUUCCUAAAUUAUCUUGAAGUAAAACAAAUGUGGAAAUAAAAAGUUAAGUCCCAAAUAA
Leopardus geoffroyi (Geoffroy's cat) is the source of this 3435-nucleotide messenger RNA. RefSeq names its product klotho (gene KL). Gene Ontology annotation, molecular function: hydrolase activity, hydrolyzing O-glycosyl compounds. The coding region runs from base 1 to 3045 and encodes 1014 amino acids. Lineage: Eukaryota; Metazoa; Chordata; Mammalia; Carnivora; Felidae. The record is from RefSeq and is a predicted model, not a curated record. The transcript has 5 exons. Gene Ontology annotation, biological process: carbohydrate metabolic process.